Messenger RNA from Myotis lucifugus (little brown bat), 3606 nucleotides. RefSeq names its product SH3 domain containing ring finger 1 (gene SH3RF1). Gene Ontology annotation, molecular function: protein binding. The record is from RefSeq and is a predicted model, not a curated record. Lineage: Eukaryota; Metazoa; Chordata; Mammalia; Chiroptera; Vespertilionidae.
GUAGGACAGGCCGUUCAGAAAUCCGGUUCCGAGUUUGUCAACCGCUGCCCUGAAGGCUGCUUGUAUAUUUCAGCUGCUUUCAGGCGGAUCUUUCGUGGUGUCCUUUAGCAUUGUCACAACCUUCGGCUCGUUUUGGUGUGGGCAGGAUUAAACGGUGCUAUUUUUAAGGCCAGCGAAGAAACAUAUGUAUUCAAUAUUGGGAUCAUUUACCACAAGUGAUCACAUGAGGCAUGGUUUUUCUUAGACGCUGAGGUAUCUUAAAAAAUGGGGAAUUUGUUGGAUUUAAAAGUAAUUUCAGGUGGAGAAAACUUUCAGUUGCUUCUGUUCAGCUUCCCAUACGAGCUGAGGACUCUAUUAAGGCAGCUCAUAGCACUUUGAGAGCCGAAGAAAUUAUGGUCUUUAUUGCAUUUCAUAAAUCCUAUUUAUUGCACGAAUCCCGGGGAGGACUUCAUAGCUGUUUCUGCACAGUGAACUCCUCACUAUCGCUAGGGAUUAAUUUUGAAUUGUUUUUAAAAGCCCAUUUUGUUUUUAAUUGUUGGCUUUGGAGAUCAGGAACCACAUUCCAAAGCAAAGCUGCACUGAUAUUCAGAGGAAGCACUUUUGUGUACUUUUUGGUUCUUGGCUCCUCUGUGAGCCUUUUCCCCAGAUAACAAUAGUUAUUAUUUUUUUUCCUCCCUCCUCUUUCCGCACCCCCCACUCCCCCCUCCCGUGACUCCAGAGCACAGUCUGAAAUGGAUGUUACAUGAAUCACUUUAAGGGCUGCAUACAACUAUGAACAUUUCUGAAGCUUUCCCUCAGUAGACGAUCAAGAUGGAUGAAUCUGCCUUGUUGGAUCUUCUGGAGUGUCCUGUGUGUCUAGAGCGGCUGGAUGCUUCUGCCAAGGUUUUGCCUUGCCAGCACACGUUUUGCAAACGGUGUUUGCUGGGGAUCGUAGGGUCCCGAAAUGAACUCAGAUGUCCCGAGUGCAGGACUCUGGUUGGCUCCGGUGUCGAGGAGCUUCCAAGUAACAUCCUGCUGGUCAGACUUCUGGAUGGUAUCAAGCAGAGGCCUUGGAAGCCUGGCCCUGGUGGGGGCAGCGGGACGAACUGCACCAGUGCAUUGAGAGUUCAGAGCAGCUCGGUGGCUAACUGCUGCUCGAAAGAUCUGCCGAGCUCCCAGGGUGGACAGCAGCCGCGUGUGCAAGCCUGGAGCCCCCCCGUGAGGGGUAUACCUCAGUUACCAUGUGCCAAAGCAUUAUACAACUACGAAGGGAAAGAGCCUGGAGACCUUAAAUUCAGCAAAGGUGACAUCAUCAUUCUGCGGCGACAAGUGGAUGAAAAUUGGUACCACGGGGAAGUCAACGGGAUCCAUGGAUUUUUCCCCACCAACUUUGUGCAGAUUAUCAAACCGUUACCUCAGCCCCCACCUCAGUGCAAAGCACUUUACGACUUUGAGGUGAAAGACAAGGAAGCAGACAAAGAUUGCCUCCCAUUUGCAAAGGAUGAUGUUCUGACUGUGAUCCGCAGAGUGGAUGAAAACUGGGCUGAAGGAAUGCUGGCAGACAAAAUAGGAAUAUUUCCAAUUUCAUAUGUCGAGUUUAACUCGGCCGCUAAGCAGCUCAUAGAAUGGGAUAAGCCUCCUGGGCCAGGAGCUGAUGCUGGAGAAGGCACCUCGGCAGCAGCUCAGGGCAGCACUGCCUCAAAGCACUCCGACACCAAGAAGAACACCAAAAAGCGGCACUCCUUCACGUCCCUCACCAUGGCCAACAAAUCCUCCCAGGCGUCCCAGAACCGCCACUCCAUGGAGAUCAGCCCCCCUGUCCUCAUCAGCUCCAGCAACCCCACGGCCGCCGCGCGGAUCAGCGAGCUGUCCGGGCUCUCCUGCAGCGCCCCUUCUCAGGUUCAUAUAAGUACCACCGGGUUAAUUGUGACCCCACCCCCAAGCAGCCCAGUGACCACUGGCCCUUCGUUCACAUUCCCAUCAGAUGUCCCCUACACAGCUGCACUUGGAACUAUGAACCCUCCUCUGCCCCCGCCCCCUCUCCUGGUCUCCACACCGCCUGGCGCUGCUGCUGCUGCUGCUGCUGCUGCUGCUGCUGCUGGAACAGGACCCAGGCCCACAGCGGGGCCCACUGACCAGAUUGCACAUUUACGACCUCAGACUCGCCCCAGCGUGUAUGUUGCUAUAUAUCCAUACACUCCCCGGAAAGAGGAUGAGCUGGAGCUGAGGAAAGGGGAGAUGUUUUUAGUGUUUGAACGUUGCCAGGAUGGCUGGUUCAAAGGGACAUCGAUGCAUACCAGCAAGAUCGGGGUUUUCCCUGGUAAUUAUGUGGCACCCGUCACAAGGGCGAUGACAAAUGCUUCCCAAGCUAAAGUUCCUGUGUCUACAGCUGGUCAGACAAGUCGGGGGGUGACCAUGGUCAGUCCCUCCACUGCAGGAGGGCCUGCCCAGAAGCUCCAGGGAAAUGGUAUGGCCGGGAGUCCCAAUGUGGUCCCCACAGCAGUGGUGUCAGCAGCUCACAUGCACACGAGUCCUCAGGCUAAGGUCUUGUUGAACAUGACGGGGCAGAUGACGGUCAACCAGGCCCGUAAUGCUGUGAGGACAGUUUUGGCACACAACCAAGAACGCCCUACGGCAGCGGUGACGCCCAUCCAAGUACAGAAUGCCAGCGGGCUAGGCCCUGCGUCUGUGGGCCUGCCCCAUCACCCCUUGGCCUCCCCACAGCCUCCGCCUCCGAUGGCUGCCAUCAAUAUGGGUCGAGCCAGCGCCCCCUUAGCCUGUGCUGCAGCAGCUUCGAUCACCUCCCCCAGCCUCACCUCCACCUCCCUGGAGACGGAGCCCAGCAGCCAGAUAAUGGCCAUUCUCUCUGGACUUCCCGCCUCUCCUGACAGCGCUUCAUCAGCUUGUGGGAACAGUUCAGCAGCCAAACCAGACAAAGAUAGUAAAAAAGAAAGAAAGGGUUUGUUGAAGUUGCUUUCUGGCGCCUCCACCAAACGGAAGCCCCGAGUGUCCCCUCCAGCCUCACCCACCCUCGAAGUGGAGCUCGGUGGUGGCGGUGGCGGUGGCGGCAGCGAGUUGCCUCUGCAGGGAGCAGUGGGUCCGGAGCUGCCACUAGGGGGCGCCCACGGCAGGGCGGGCUCCUGCCCCAUGGAUGGAGAUGGUCCCGCCCAGGCGGUGGCUGUGGGAGCAGCUCUGGCCCAGGAGGUCCUUCAUCGCAAGACUAGCUCCCUGGACUCUGCCGUUCCCAUCGCUCCACCUCCACGACAGCCGUGCUCCUCCCUGGGCUCUGUCAUGAAUGAGUCUAGGCCUGUUGUGUGUGAAAGGCACAGGGUGGUGGUGUCCUAUCCUCCUCAGAGUGAGGCCGAACUUGAACUUAAGGAGGGAGAUAUUGUGUUUGUUCAUAAAAAACGAGAGGACGGCUGGUUCAAAGGCACGUUGCAACGCAGAAAAACUGGCCUUUUCCCAGGAAGCUUUGUGGAGAACAUCUGAGGAGACUCACCUUGGGAAGGCUUCAAAUCCUAUCACUCCACAAGAUAGCACAGCGCGAUGUCACGGGGAGAGCACAUCGGUGGACUUCUGGGUGGCCGGGAGACGAGCGGAGGACAGGCGUGUGACCCCAGGGCCCCA